CCUGUUGUCUGUGAUGAACGGCCAACCCCCUCCUGGUGAUGUUGUGGUUGCCAAUGGCACUGCGCAGUCCAUUGUCCCUAAAAUCAUGAAGCACCAGUUGGGAGCCAGCAUCUGUUCCAGGCCCCAUGCAGAGGCUGCCCCACCUACCACAGCCAGAAGUAUUGCUGGGGUGUAUGUGGAGGCCUCAGGGCAGACCCAGAGCUUCUAUGCUGCCAUGAAGCAGGGUCUCCUGCCUACUGGACUCGGGCUGGCUUUGCUUGAGUCCCAGGCAGCCACUGGGGGCCUUGUCGACCUUGCCCAAGGCCAGGUGCUUCCUGUGUCUGAAGCCCUGAGGCGGGGUCUGGUGGGACUGGAACUAAAGGAGAAAUUGUUGGCUGCUGAGCGUGCAGUCACUGGCUAUCCUGACCCCUAUGGGGAUGGAAAGCUGGCCCUCUUCCAGGCCAUCAGGAAGGAAGUUGUGGAUAGCACCCUGGGGAUGAGAUGGCUGGAGGCCCAAUUAGCUACUGGAGGCCUGGUGGACCCAACCCAAGGUGUGCGAGUGGCCCCAGAGGUAGCUUGUCAGCAGGGCCUUUUAGACAAGGAGACAUGGCUCAGCCUGGUGGAGUCAGAGCCUGGCAUGGGUGCCCCAGGCUUUUUUGACCCCAACACACUGGAACAGCUGUCAUACUGCAUGCUGUUGGCUAGGUGUGUGCAAGACCCCAGCUCAGGCCUGCCUCUAUUGCCCUUGCAGACCACGUUCCAUACCCUGGGUGGAGCAGCCAGUGCAUCAAUGCUGCUGGAGGCAGGAGUACUGGAUGAGGAGACAGUUAGAGGCCUGCAGGAGGGCACACUGGUGGUGUCAGAUGUGGCCACGCGCCCCGAGGUGCAACGCUAUUUGGAGGGCACUGGAGGGUUAGCAGGGGUUGUCCUGUUGCCUGGAGGCCACAAGAAGAGCUUUUUCCAGGCUUCAGUUGAACACUUGCUCUCCAAGGGCAUUGCACUACAACUCUUAGAGGCUCAAGCUGCCACCCGCACCCUUGUGCAGCCAGCCACAGGCCAGCGACUGUGGGUGGAGGAGGCAGUCAGGGAAGGUCUGGUUGGCCCAGAACUCUAUGAGCAGCUCCUGGUUGCAGAGCAGGCAGUGACUGGGUAUUAUGACCCCUUCAGCAGCUCCCGCAUCCCCCUUUUCCAGGCAAUGAAGAAGGAGCUUGUGGACCAGCCACUGGCUCUGCGCCUCCUAGAUGCUCAGCUGGCCACAGGUGGGCUUAUAUGCCCAGCCCGCAGAUUCCGGCUGCCCCUGGAGGCUGCUCUGCGCUUUGGCUGCCUGGAUGAAGAGACACAACAACAUCUCUCUCAGGCAAUGAGCUUUUCAGAUCCUACCACACACAAUAGCCUUCACUAUGAACAGCUGCUGGCCCACUCUGUCACUGACCCCGAGACAGGGCUUGCUUUCCUGCCUCUCCCUGGAGGACCCCAUGCAAACGAGUCCCAGGGAUCUACAUUUAUUGACCAUUGUACUCGGCAGGCCUUGAGCAAGGCCACAACCUCCAUCUCUGUAGGGAGGUUCCGGGGCCGGCCUGUAUCCCUCUGGGAACUGCUCUUUUCUGAGGCAGUACCUGUUAAACAGAGGGUAAUCCUUACCCAGCAGCAUCAGAAAGGGGCCCUGUCAGUGGAGGAGCUGGCAGCUGAGUUGAAGGCCAUUGUUGAGCAGGCUGCAGCCGCUGCCAAAGUCACCUUUGCUGGGUUGAGGGACACUGUGACACCAGGAGAACUGCUGAAGGCUGAGAUAAUCAACCAGGACCUGUUUGAGCAGCUGGAACGUGGACAGACCUCAGCCCAGGAUGUGGGCAGCCUGGAUUCAGUGCAGAGGUACCUACAGGGUACAGGUUGCAUUGCGGGUCUGCUGCUGCCUGACUCCCAGGAACGCCUCAGUAUCUAUGAGGCCCGUACCAAGGGGCUCCUCAGGCCUGGUACUGCCCUGAUCUUGCUCGAGGCCCAGGCUGCCACAGGCUUUAUCAUUGACCCAAAAGAGAAUAAGAGAUACUCUGUGGAGGAGGCACUGAGGGCCGGUGUCAUUGGGCCUGAUGUCUAUUCAAAGCUGCUGUCUGCAGAACGCGCAGUCACAGGCUACACAGACCCCUACUCUGGGGAGCAGAUCUCACUCUUCCAAGCCAUGCAGAGGGACCUUAUUGUCAGAGACCAUGGCAUCCGCCUGUUGGAGGCUCAGAUUGCCACAGGUGGUGUCAUUGACCCUGUGCACAGCCACCGUGUGCCAGUGGACGUGGCCUACCAGCGAGGCUACUUUGACCAGAUGUUGAACUCUAUCCUGUUGGACCCAUCUGAUGACACCAAGGGCUUCUUUGACCCCAACACACAUGAAAAUCUCACCUACCUGCAGCUUCUGGAGCGCUGUAUACAUGACUCUGAGACAGGCCUGCACCUCCUGCCACUUAGUGGUACACGACCCCAGCUGGUAGAUUGCUCCACUAGGCAGGCCUUUCAGAAUCUACUGCUAUCCGUAAGGUAUGGACGGUUCCAGGGGCAGAGAGUUUCUGCAUGGGAGCUGAUUAACUCAGAAUACUUCAGAGAGGACUGGAGGAAGCAGCUACUGCAGCGUUAUCGGCAGCGCAAGGUCACACUGGAGCAGGUCACUCAGCUGCUGGAGGAAGAGAUGAAGAAGUGGGCAGACGUCACACUGCCUGCACUACAGGGCCAGGUCACUGUCUACCAGCUCUUAGAGGCACGCAUCAUCAACCAGGAGCUCCUGGACCAGGUGCUGACAGGGGUGGUCAGCCCGGAUUCCCUCCUUCACAUGGAUGAUAUUCACAGGUACCUUCAGGGCUCCGGCACUGUGGGUGGUGUGAUGUUACAGCCCUCCAAUCAGCGAAUCAGUCUCUACCAGGCCAUGAAGCAGAAGCUACUGUCCCCAGGUGUAGCCCUGGCCUUGCUGGAGGCCCAGGCAGCCACUGGAGCCAUCACAGACCCCUGCAGUAUGGAGACCCUGUCAGUAGAUGAGGCUGUGUGCAGGGGAGUAGUGGGAGCAGAAGUAUAUGGCAAGCUAAAACGAGCAGAGCAUUCUAUCACUGGCUACAGAGACCCCUUUUCUGGAAAAAAGGUGUCCUUGUUCAGGGCCAUGAAGAAGGGCCUUGUCCCUAUGGAGCAGGGAACCCGCCUGUUGGAAGCCCAGGUGUCCACAGGAGGGGUCAUUGAUCCCACAACCCACCUCCACCUCCCCAUGCCUGUGGCAGUCCAGCAUGGCUGCAUUGAUCAUGAGAUGGAGGUGGCCCUGUCCAGCUCUCCUAAGACCUUUCCCACACCUGAUGGCCGGGGACACACCAGCUAUGUCCAGCUUCUGGAGCAAUGUCUCCAGGACAAAGCUUCUGGGCUUCACCUCCUGCCCCUGACAGAAGAUGCUCCUGCUAUCCUCACUGAUAGCCAGGUCCGGGAAACCCUGCAAGCAUCAGCAGGCACUGAGGAUGGUUUGUCCCUCUGGGAUUUGCUCACCUCUUGCCACUUUACUGAGGAGCAGCGCAGGGGCUUCCUUGAGGAUGUGAGAGUUGGGAAGAUUUCUGUGCCACAGCUCCAGGACACUGUGUGUAGCUGGGUACAUGCAGCUAAGCUCCUGGCCAGGGCACACAUCACUGUGCCAGGCCCACGGGGUGAGGUCCCUGCUGUUUGGCUACAAGAUGCUGGUAUUAUCACCCAAGAAACACUGGAAGCACUGGCACAGGGCAUACAGUCACCUGCUGAGGUAGCUAAACAGCCUGCUGUGAAGGCCUGCCUCUGGGGCACAGGCUGUGUGGCUGGUGUGCUUCUGCAGCCCUCAGGGACCAAGCUGAGCAUUGCCCAGGCUAUAAGGGAUGGCCUCCUACCCACAGGCCUGGGCCAGCAGCUGCUAGAAGCCCAGGUGGCAUCUGGCUUCCUUGUCAACCCGCUAACCAACCAGAGAUUGUCAGUGGAGGGUGCAGUGAAGGCCGGCCUGGUGGGCAGGGAGCUAAGUGAACAGCUUCGGCAGGCAGAGAAGGCGGUCACAGGAUACUCAGACCCGUAUUCAGGAGGCUCCCUUUCUCUAUGGCAGGCCAUGGAGAAAGGGCUUGUACCCAAGAGUGAGGCCUUUCCUCUCCUCCAGGUCCAGCUGGCCACGGGUGGUGUUGUGGACCCUGUCCAUGGAGUGCACCUCCCCCAGGCAGUGGCCUGCAGGCUUGGCCUCCUGGACGAGCAGACAAGCCAGGUGCUGACUGCCACUGAGAAGGAAAGCAAGCUCUUCUUUGACCCAAACUCCCGUGAAAAGAUGACAUACCAGCAGCUCAAGGAACUCUGUGUGCUGGAUGCUGCCACUGGCCUGUGGCUGCUGCCACUGCCCCAGAACACUGUGCUUGAGGUGGAUGACCACACCGCAGUGGCACUGAGGGCUAUGAAGGUGCCCAUCAGCAUGGGGAGGUACCAGGGACACAGCGUGUCACUCUGGGACCUGCUACACUCUGAGUAUGUUGGAGCUGAGAAGCGGCGAGAGCUGGUGGCACUUUGUUGUUCUGGGCGGGCUGCUGCCCUGCGGCAGGUCAUCAGUAUGGUCACCACCCUGGUGGAGGCUGCAGAGAAGGAGCCCCCACAGGCCACCUUCAAAGGGCUCCGGAAGCAGGUUUCAGCUGGGGACUUGUUUAGGUCCCAGCUGAUCAACAAGCAGACACUGGAUGAACUCAAUCAGGGGAAGAGGACGGUCCAGGAAGUGACAGAGAUGGACAGUGUGAGGAGGUCCCUGGAAGGAGGCAACUUCAUCGCAGGGGUCUUUAUUCGGGGUACAAGAGAGAAGAUGAGUGUCCCAGAGGCCUUAAGAAGGCACAUUCUGAGGCCAGGCACAGCCCUGGUGCUGCUGGAGGCACAGGCAGCCACCGGUUUCAUCAUUGACCCUGUGGAGAACCGGAAGCUAACAGUAGAGCAAGCCUUCCAAGCAGGGAUGUUUGGCAAGGAAACCUAUAUGAAGCUGUUAUCAGCCGAGCGUGCUGUUACCGGCUACACGGACCCCUACACCGGGGAGCAGAUCUCCCUCUUCCAGGCCAUGCAGAGGGACCUCAUCGUCAGGGACCAUGGCAUCCGCCUUCUGGAGGCCCAGAUUGCCACGGGUGGUAUCAUCGACCCUGUUCACAGCCACCGUGUGCCUGUGGACGUGGCUUACCAACGUGGCUACUUCAAUGAGGAGAUGAACCGCAUCUUGGCUGACCCAAGUGAUGACACCAAGGGCUUUUUUGACCCCAAUACGCACGAGAACCUCACCUACCUUCAGCUGCUGGAGCGCUGUGUGGAAGACCCUGAGACUGGCCUGUACAUGUUGGAAAUUGUAAAGAAGGGAGAGACCUACACGCAUAUUGAUGAGACCACAAGGCAAGCUCUGAGAUCCAGAACUAUGAAAAUGUACAUAGGGAAGUUUGCAGGUCAGACAGUGUCUGUGUGGGACCUGCUGUCUUCUCAGUACUUUACAGAAGGAAGGAAAAGAAAGCUUUUGCAGGAGUACAGAGCCCAGAACAUAAGCCUAGAGAAACUGCUGGAGGUUAUCACCUCCACCGUGGAAGAAACAGAGAAGCAAAACCAAAUAUUCAAGGUGGCAGGAAUCCAUGGUGAUGUGACUGCUGCAGAACUGUUCAACUCUGGGGUCCUUGAUAAGAAGACCCUGGAUAUGCUUCACAGCGGGGAGAGAGGGUGCCAGGAUCUCCGCCAGUUGGGAGAUGUAAACAUCUACCUGGAAGGCAGCAGUUGCAUUGCUGGGGUGACUGCACCACUCACCCAGGAGGUAAUGAGCUUCUAUGAGGCCAGCAAGGAAGAACUCAUCCCAGCAGGGUUUGCAGCUCAGUUGCUGGAGGCACAGGCUGCUACUGGGUACCUAAUGGACCCCCAUACCCACCGGAGACUGUGUGUGGAUGAGGCCAUAGCAGCUGGCCUGGUUGGUGAAGACCUGGGAGAAAGGCUUAGGAAUGCAGAGAAGGCAGCGAAGGGGUACAAAGACCCAGCCACAGGGGAGACCAUCCCAUUGUUCCAGGCCAUGGAGAAGAAGUUAGUUAGGAAAGAGGAGGCACUGAGGUUGCUGGAGGUACAGGUGGCCACAGGUGGAGUCAUUGACCCACUACACCACCACCGAGUUCCCAUAGAAACGGCCUGCAGGCGUGGCUGUCUUAAUGAUGACACCGUUGUACUCAUUGCUGAUCAGAAGCACAUGAGGAAAAGGUUUGUGGAUCCCAACACACAAGAGAAGGUCACAUACCAGGAGCUGCAGGACAGGUGCCAGAGGGAGAAGUCAGGCUGGGCUCUGUUCCCAGUGGUCAAGGACAAAAAGGACAUGGAGUAUGUUGAUGAGGCCACCAAGAGGGCUCUGGAGGCAGAGCAGGUAGAAGUGACAGUGGGGAGGUACCGAGGCCAGAGGAGAUCCGUGUGGGAGCUGCUGAACUCAGAGUAUGUCUCAGAGGAGAAAAAGAUUGAAUUGGUUAGGAUAUACAAGGCUGACACAGCGAGGGCUCUGCAAAGAGUGGUCAAAGUUAUUCAAGAAAUGAUUGAAGAUGAGGAGCGAAAAAGCAGACAACUAUGGUUCCGAGGACUAAGAACACAGGUCACAGCUGAGGAAUUAGUCAGCUCAGCCAUCAUCACAAGACAGACACUGAAGGAACUGGAAGAAGGGAGAACCACAGUAGAGGAGAUUGAAAGAUACGAAGAUGUAAAAAGAUAUCUCAAGGGCACAGGAUGCAUUGCGGGUGUCCUGGUGCCGGUUCAGGGAGAGCCUGGCCGGCAGGAGAAGAUGAGGCGGCGCGGGGGGCGUGGGGGCCCCCAGCCAGUGUCGGUGUGGCAGGUCCUGUUCUCCUCCUACCUCAGCGAGACCCGCCGAGAGGAGCUCCUUGCCCAGCACCUGGCCGGCACCCUGGCUCUGCACGAGCUCAUCACCAUCCUCACCCAGGUCGUGGAGGAGACAGAGGAGAGGCUCAGCAAGGUGUCUUUCCCUGGGCUGAGGCGCCAGGUAACUGCGUCUGAGCUGCACACAUCCGGCAUCAUAGACCCCGAGACCCUGCGUGGACUGGCACAGGGGACCAAGACCCCGCAGGAGGUGACGGAGAUGGACUCGGUGAAGCGCUACCUGGAGGGCACCAGCUGCAUUGCGGGUGUCCUGGUGCCGGUGCAGGGAGAGCCUGGCCGGCAGGAGAAGAUGAGCAUCUACCAGGCCAUGUGGAAGGGCGUGCUGAGGCCCGGCACAGCCCUGGUGCUGCUGGAGGCGCAGGCGGCCACGGGCUUCAUCAUCGACCCGGUGCACAACCGCAGGCUGUCUGUGGAGGAGGCCGUGGCGGCGGGCGUGGUGGGUGGCGAGGUCCAAGAGAAGCUGCUGUCUGCUGAGCGGGCAGUCACCGGCUACACGGACCCCUACACCGGGGAGCAGAUCUCCCUCUUCCAGGCCAUGCAGAGGGACCUCAUCGUCAAGGACCACGGCAUCCGGCUGCUGGAGGCCCAGAUUGCCACGGGCGGGGUCAUCGACCCCGCGCACAGCCACCGUGUGCCCGUGGACGUGGCCUACCAACGUGGCUACUUUGACGAGGAGAUGAACGGCAUCUUGGCCGAUCCCGGUGACGACACCAAGGGCUUCUUCGACCCCAACACGCACGAGAACCUCACCUACCUCCAGCUUUUGCAGAGAGCCACUCGUGAUCCUGAGACUGGAUUGUUGUUUCUCUCUCUGUCUAAACGGUGGUGGGGCCUGGCCCUUUUCCCCUCCUACCUCAGCGAGACCCGCCGAGAGGAGCUCCUUGCCCAGCACCUGGCCGGCACCCUGGCUCUGCACGAGCUCAUCACCAUCCUCACCCAGGUCGUGGAGGAGACAGAGGAGAGGCUCAGCAAGGUGUCUUUCCCUGGGCUGAGGCGCCAGGUAACUGCGUCUGAGCUGCACACAUCCGGCAUCAUAGACCCCGAGACCCUGCGUGGACUGGCACAGGGGACCAAGACCCCGCAGGAGGUGACGGAGAUGGACUCGGUGAAGCGCUACCUGGAGGGCACCAGCUGCAUUGCGGGUGUCCUGGUGCCGGUGCAGGGAGAGCCUGGCCGGCAGGAGAAGAUGAGCAUCUACCAGGCCAUGUGGAAGGGCGUGCUGAGGCCCGGCACAGCCCUGGUGCUGCUGGAGGCGCAGGCGGCCACGGGCUUCAUCAUCGACCCGGUGCACAACCGCAGGCUGUCUGUGGAGGAGGCCGUGGCGGCGGGCGUGGUGGGUGGCGAGGUCCAAGAGAAGCUGCUGUCUGCUGAGCGGGCAGUCACCGGCUACACGGACCCCUACACCGGGGAGCAGAUCUCCCUCUUCCAGGCCAUGCAGAGGGACCUCAUCGUCAAGGACCACGGCAUCCGGCUGCUGGAGGCCCAGAUUGCCACGGGCGGGGUCAUCGACCCCGCGCACAGCCACCGUGUGCCCGUGGACGUGGCCUACCAACGUGGCUACUUUGACGAGGAGAUGAACGGCAUCUUGGCCGAUCCCGGUGACGACACCAAGGGCUUCUUCGACCCCAACACGCACGAGAACCUCACCUACCUCCAGCUGCUCCGUCGCUGUGUGCGGGACCCAGAGACUGGCUUCUACAUGCUGCAGCUGGCGGCACAGGGCUCCACUGUGCACCGCCUGAGCGAGGAACUGAGACGGGCCCUCCGGGAGGCCCGAGUGACGCCUGGCACCGGCGACUUCCAGGGCCAGAGCGUCUCUGUCUGGGAGCUCCUCUUCUACCGUGAGGUGCCCGAGAGCCUGCGCCAGGAUCUGCUGCGUCGGUUCCAGGCAGGCGGGCUGACCGUUCAGGACCUGAGCGCCACCCUCACCUCACUGCUGGCCCGAACCACCAGCUUUUGCAGAGAGCCACUCGUGAUCCUGAGACUGGAUUACUAUCGGACCCUCUACAUCUACCGAAUUCAGGAUGUAUGUGAAAGGAGCAACGUCGGGCCGAGUUCAGGACAUACGUGA
This is a messenger RNA of Cricetulus griseus (Chinese hamster), 8944 nucleotides long. NCBI's taxonomy places the organism in Eukaryota, Metazoa, Chordata, Mammalia, Rodentia, Cricetidae. The record is from RefSeq and is a predicted model, not a curated record.